UACGUAAAGAUGCGCCAUUGCUUCCUCUAUUACCCCCAAUAAAGCACUAACCUCGGCGUUCCCUCGGCAGCUCCUGAUUGGCUACGAGAGCGGUCAGCUUGUCUUGUGGGACUUCAAAGGGCGCACCGCUGAAGUUCGCUACCAUUCUGCCGAACCACUGAGGUCAGUCUCUUGGCACCACGAGGGGAAGCAGUUCAUGUGCUGCCACACGGAUGGUUCCCUCACCACCUGGACACUGAAGCAGAAUUCCAAUAGGCCUACAUCACAUGUCUUCCCUCAUGGACUCCUGUGACAUCAAGAUCAAGGUCAAGAUCAACGGAAGUAAACAGAGCGACGCUGCGGAGUCUGUCACGCCGCCCACGCCCACACAGUGCCCCCACGCCCAUCCAGUGCCCCCACGCCCACACAGUGCCCCCACGCCUCCACGCCCAUCCAGUGCCCCCACGCCUCCACGCCCAUCCAGUGCCCCCACGCCUCCACGCCCAUCCAGUGCCCCCACGCCUCCACGCCCAUCCAGUGCGUAUUACAAGAGUGUUAGGAGUGUUGUCCGUGGCCAGGUCCAGGCACGAUGCUUCCACGUCUCCCCGCUGAUCUCUACGGCCCAGAAGGUGGCCAUGUCCCACCUGGACCCUGGCUCGGAGAUGCCCUACCCCAAGCUGCAGGCCAACUUAGAUAUCGUCCAACAAAGGGGCUUCAUGGUGCAGUGGUUAGCACACUCGCCUCACAACCGAGAGAGCCUGGGUUCGAUUCCCGGGCGGAGUGGAAAAAUUUGAGCGGGUUUUCCAAUACCCUACGUAGC
Eriocheir sinensis (Chinese mitten crab) is the source of this 799-nucleotide messenger RNA. RefSeq lists its product as uncharacterized. NCBI's taxonomy places the organism in Eukaryota, Metazoa, Arthropoda, Malacostraca, Decapoda, Varunidae. The transcript is spliced from 5 exons. The record is from RefSeq and is a predicted model, not a curated record. Bases 267 to 773 code for a protein of 168 amino acids.